AUGAUUCAAACAAUCGGAUUCAUCGGAGUUGGCUUGAUAGGAAGCAGCCUUGCUCGCUUAGCAGUUGAUGCUGGAUACAAAGUGGUUUUGAGUAAUAGCAGAGAGCCUGCUUCGCUCGAGAGAAUGGUGGAACUAUUGGGUGGUGAAAAUGUUGCCUCAGCUGAUACCCCUCAAAAUAUCUGCAGCAAUGACAAUAUCAAGCUCGUUGUUCUUACUGUACCGCUCAAUGUAAUUCCAUCUUUGAUUCCAGCUCUUGGUGGCUUGAAAGACAAGAUUGUCGUUGACACCAACAACUAUUACCCUCACAGAGACGGUCAUGUUGAAGCUCUUGACUCCCGCAAGCUAAACACGGCCGAAUAUGUUGCCCAGUAUCUGGACAAGUCUGCUAAACAAAUCAAGGUCUUUAACAACAUAUGGGCCAUUCACAUUCAACCUGCUGCAAGCAGGGACUCGACAAACCAAACUUACCUCCCUGUAGCUGGUGAUGAUGUUGAAGCAAAGGGGCUUGUGAGAGAGUUUGUCAAGAGUAUCGGGUUUGGAACUGUCGAUGCGGGUUCGCUGAGAGAUAGUUGGAAAAUUGAACCAAAUACUCCCGUUUAUUGCAAACCAUACGCUCCAGUACUCCCAGAAGGUCUUACGGAACAAGAAGCUGUAAGAUAUUUUGGAUCUCAUGCUGCUGCUCCUCUCACUGAAGGCGAGCUUGUGUUGCUGGUAAGCGCCGCAACCGGAAACGAACCGGUGGGUGGGGUAUUUGAUCCCAACAGCAUAUCGAGUAGAGCUAUGAUUAAUAACUAUGCUCAUUAG
This is a messenger RNA of Pichia membranifaciens NRRL Y-2026, 804 nucleotides long. RefSeq lists its product as hypothetical. The record is from RefSeq and is a predicted model, not a curated record. Lineage: Eukaryota; Fungi; Ascomycota; Pichiomycetes; Pichiales; Pichiaceae. The transcript has a single exon. Bases 1 to 804 code for a protein of 267 amino acids.